ACACACGAAAAUAGGAGGACUGGGAAGCACAGCUUAUAUGCCACACACUAGGGAGAUAACGAGACACAGGUGAAAGACAUGGGCUGGGGAACACAAUCACACAAGCGGGAAACUUGACAGGAAGACAGAUAUGGGACACAGACUUCAAAAUAAAACAGGAAAUGAGACGAUGACGGAAAACUCAAGUAAAAGCCGAGCAACAGACAGUCUUAAGGUCGUCACGAACAGAUGGCUGGAGAUUGUUCUGAAAGAUUUAGCUGUGACAAACAUGCAAAGAGAUCACACCACUGUGUUUAUAUUUUUAUUCUUCUACUAACACAUAAUUUCCUGUGAGUGGGGUGGUGGUGGGUGGCAUAGCACAUUUCCUGUCUUUUCAUCUGUCUUCUUCUUCUGACACUUAGUUCUAACCUGUUCAGAUAUUUAUUGCGGAGUUUCUAAUAGUUCUCACGCAUCUUUCAAAGCUAUUUUUUUAUUAUUUAUUUAUUUGUUUAAAGAAAAGGGAAUCACUGGUUACACACUUCCAGCUGUGCAAUUUGAGAUUUCGUGCAGAAACAGACAAAUGUACCAGAACGCGUGUGUGUUUUAAACGCAGAUUUCUUUCAAGCCUGCUAACAACAAACCGCUGUUCGUCAUGACUCAGGGUGUGUGUGGCUGCAUCUGCAAAUAUAUCCUCUAUUUUUUCAUUGCAAUCUUUGGGCUGUGGGGCUUCUACAUCCUGUGGCUCGGAGUGCAGCUACGGUUCAGUGACAACACUAAACAGUACUUCUUUAAAAAUGAGGGUUCCAGCUCAAAUGGAUUUAAGACAGGUGUGGAAUCAAUGAUGGGUCUUGGGUUACUGUUGGUGGUUAGUGCUUGGAUUGGAAAAAAGGGCGUCUACAAUGGCAGUAAAGGGGCUCUGGAAUGGUUUGCUGUCCUUCUGGGCUGUCUGUCUGGAGCUGCAUUUGCUGCCGGGGACUUUGCUUAUUACCAGCGUGAUGAGGCUAGCAAUUUCCUGGUCGAGUUCUAUCCAGCGGCAUACAUUGUAUAUGCAGUCACUGGAGACCAAGCCGUUGGCAUCACUCUUGCAUUCAUCCAAGACUUGUUUCAUUGCUGUGGAAUAACAGGAGUCUCACUAAUAGAGUUUGUUAAACAGACCUGUCCACGACCAAAAAACUUGAUGGAGAGUCUUGCUAUGCCUAGUUGUCCAGUGCUCAUUAUAAAAAUCUUUGAGACUCAUGCAUCAGUGGUGAAGGACGAUUUUGACCAAAUUGGAGCUUUUCUGGUCGGAGCUCUGAUUUGCAGCCUCGUCCUCAUUAAGCAACAGGAUCGUUCUGGACAAUGAGAAGAAGAGGUUUCCAAACCUACUCUGCUGCUGUCAUUUGAAACUCAACUACCAGUGGUGUAACUCGACGCAUUCUUCGCUUCAAUUUUGGGACCAGUUUUCUGAAAUUCAUGUAGAAGUAGAUUCUUUUACCUAGCCAACCAACUGUUUUCCAUAACCAAGCUUCUAUGUUUUAUAUUUUAGCAGCAGUGUUCAAUUUCUGCUUCUUCUUUUUUUUUGUCUGAACACAGAGUAAAAAAAGAACAUUUUCUGUAAAAAUUCCGUUAAAAUGUAUAAUGUUACAUUAGUAAACCAGAAUAAUAUGUAUCUAAUUUGUUCUAUUUAUGUCCAGAAUGGAAAGGGGAAAUAGCCUCUUUAUGUGAUGCACAGAUAGGCAUCAAAUAUAUUUGUGAAGUUAAUCUCUCAGAGUCAAUAAUAGCACAAGUGCAAACCAUAAGACUCUUGAACAGCCUCAAAAUGGUACAAACACAGCAAGACAUCUAGAGAGCUGCGGCUAUGCUGAUGAGAAAGAUCAGAAGAGAAGGGUCACGUUACGACAAACUACUAAAAACCACUCCUAACUCAAACUCAAACAGGCUACUCGUUUCAUCAAGCCAACAAGGUCA
Messenger RNA from Mugil cephalus (flathead mullet), 1926 nucleotides. RefSeq lists its product as uncharacterized. The transcript has 8 exons. The record is from RefSeq and is a predicted model, not a curated record. Gene Ontology annotation, cellular component: membrane. Bases 632 to 1321 code for a protein of 229 amino acids. Lineage: Eukaryota; Metazoa; Chordata; Actinopteri; Mugiliformes; Mugilidae.